AUGGCCAAGUACCUUCCGUCUAUUAGAAAAGAAGCGCAACUCAACGAAGAUUGCGACAAGUUUGCACCUGGUGAAUCUCUUCAGGGAGUGGAGGUGGUACAUGAUCAGAAUUGCGAUUGGUCCACUCCAGACCUAGACACAGAAAAUGAAACUGAUGAUCCUCCAACCAGAUACUACUUUGCUGCUUACCUCGCGCCUGAGAUCUAUGGUGAACCAUCCGAAGUCAACCAAUACAUCGACUCUUGGGGCUUGGGUUACAUUACGGUGGAGAUGGUUUUGGGCUAUGGAAUCUUCCUCCCAAUGCCUUGGGCAAGCACGCAGGACCAGCACCUUUCUCCCGAUUGGCGGCUCGAACUGCCACCUGAUGCAGUCAGUAAACUGACUCCCGAGUGCCGGAGUUUUGUCUGUAAGAUGCUAGUGCGCCACCCACAGCAGCGUUUGAGUCUCAGAGGUGCAAUGAAGCAUGCGUUCUUUUCUCGCGUACCUUGGCAGAGCUUGCCCUCGCUGACCGGCCCAAAUAUAUCAAAAUUCGGUAGUCCUGAGGACCUACGGAAGCAACGCAUUGUGACUGAUAACAUCCACCACCCAUUUAGUCAGCGACAAAAGACCUUUACAUUGAGAAGGCGUCUAAAUUCAGAUUCCAAGACCGAAACCCACCCGACACACCAGAAGUCAAUGGAAAAGGGUCUUGGUGACUCUUCAUCCGAGCGUAGCAAAAAAAUACGCAACAGCCGUUGUCAACUGCAAUCGAGGAAUGGAGGACCUGGCAUCCGAAACCCAAGUUCCACAGAACGCAAAAUUGAAGGCCAACAGAAAAGUCGCAUAAAACUGGGAGGAGAGGCUCCUGGAUCUUUGAAGGUAAACAGUGCCUUGAAGAAGAAACGAGGAAAGAAACAGCUACCAUAA
Messenger RNA from Mesocestoides corti, 906 nucleotides. The record is from the annotation of a GenBank genome assembly. Lineage: Eukaryota; Metazoa; Platyhelminthes; Cestoda; Cyclophyllidea; Mesocestoididae.